AUGACCGAAUUACAGGCUACUUCUGGGUCCAAACCGGGUCCUGCAUUACUGGCCUGUCUUCAGUGCCGUCACAAACACCUCAAAUGCGAUAGCAGGACUCCCGUCUGCAGCCGCUGUGAACAGGCUGGAUCCGCUUGCGAAUAUACGAAGUCUCGGAGAGGUUACAAGGGCCCCUCGAAAAAGCGCCGCGCUAACUCGCCGGAUUACUUGCCCAUGGAUCCCAACCCGGUAGGCAUGCUCGAUAUCCCCGUGGAUUGGACCUUGCAGGCUGGCUUCACUUAUGCGCCAACGAUACCGUUACCCUCCUCUGCAUCGACUAGUCCUGGCCUGCAUGGCCUUUCGACGCCAAUUGUUCAGAACACUCGCCCAAUCAGCGGACCAUUGACUCCGGAUUCUUCCUCUGCUGCCGGCGGGGAUGGCUACCUUCUCGAUAUCUACUAUAACUAUUUCCACGCCGCCCAUCCAAUCCUGCCACCCCACCAGCUCCUAUAUCGCAGCGCUUUUCCCGCGUACCUGGAACAGGUGAUGAAGUUCAUCGGUGCCCACUUCACCCCGGCCGCCUCGAGUGCCACCUACCGGCCCACGGUUGUCGCAGUGGUGCAAGAACAAAAUUUGUCAGUGGAAAAGGUGCAGGCCCUGCUUCUGCUGGCGAUUGUACUUCACUCAGACAAUGAGCGCGGCGAGGCCGGCGUUUGUCUAGCCGCUGCAGUAGAUUCAGCCUUCGAGCUUGGUAUGCAUCAAGGGACGUUCGCGAUCCUUGUAGGCAAUGGGGAUCCAAUCCGCGAAGAGUCUCUGCGCCGCACCUGGUGGGAGCUCUUCAUAAUCGAGGGUCUCAUGACUGCCCUCGGUGUGCAGCGCGAGUACCGAACCAACCAAGUACCGCUCGACGUCCCACUUCCAUGCGAGGAGCGGAUUUAUUAUGACGCCCUACCACCGCCACCAUCCCCGACCAUUGCGCAAUUUGACGAGCGCGUGUUCGCGGACGAAGAGCGUGACUUCUCCUCAUACUGUUAUCGUAUUGAAUCCGUACGGAUUCUUGGUCGUGUGGUGGCGAUGCAGGAUAUGACCGAAGGCCAGCAGGACCAUGUGGAAGCUCUUGAUGCGCGCAUUGGUAGUUGGGGCCAUCACUUGCCAGAGUCCAAGGAAGAGCUCUUGCGACCCGACGGGAGCGUGGAUGAAAUUAUGUUCCAAGCGACCAUGAUCUUAAACGGCGCGGCCAUCUAUCUCAACUUCCCGCGGUCUGAUCUUCUCUCAUCCCCCGCCGUUGCCGCGGAAGUCAUCUGUGGCCACCAUGGCCCCAUCAGUGUACCUGCAUUCUCCCACAACGAGCAUGCCAUGAAGGCCGCCAAGGCCGCCCGAGAGCUGUCCCGCCUCGCUGCCUUCCGUCUGCCCGUUAUCAAGCACACCCCAUUUUUCAUCUGUGCGCUCACUCUGAGCUCCAUUGUCCAACUGGCCACCUGCUCUGUCAAAGCCGGUCAAAUGCCAGACCCCAGCCGCGAUCGUCUGGCGUUGACGAUUGGUGUCUUCAAGUCAUUGGCUCGCACCUGGGCCAUUUCCCAGUCAAUAAUGCGGCAGAUCAAAGCCGUUGCACGGGAUGUGAUGGAUCUGGGACUGCGUCCGACGAUGGACUCGCUGGAUCUGACCACUGUGUUGGAUAACAGUCAGUUCUGGGUGGAUCAGGGCCCGAGCUGA
Messenger RNA from Penicillium egyptiacum, 1692 nucleotides. The record is from the annotation of a GenBank genome assembly. Lineage: Eukaryota; Fungi; Ascomycota; Eurotiomycetes; Eurotiales; Aspergillaceae.